UCAAAAAUUGUAUCCUCAAUCAUUCAAUUCAAUAUAAUUAAUUUAAUACUUAACUGAUAUCAAUAUAAAAUUAAUAGUUUAAAUACUACAGUAACUUUGACUUUUGAAUUUGGUUCAUUUUAGUUCUAUACUUUUAAAAUAUUUACUUUGAUUUUUGUAUUUUUAGCUUUGGAUCAAUUUGAUCGAUAUACUUUCAAAAUGUUUACUUUGGUUCUCAUAUUUUCAAAUUUGAUUCAUUUUGGUCCUUGAAAUACUUUUCAAAAGUGACGAUUAUGUUACUUUAAAAAUGAGAUAAAAAAACAAAAAGUUAGACACAGUCAGUUUUCAAAAGUAUAAGGAUCAAAAUGAACAUUUUAAAAGUAAAAAAACUAAAACGAAUCAAAGUUAAAAAUAUAAAUCAAAAUGAAUAUUUUAAAAACAUAGGAACCAAAACGAACCAAGUAUGAAGUAACGAGAUAGUAUUUAAAAUUUUAAAGCGGUAACAUAUUUGUAUCUAAGCAUAUAUAUUGCCAUGGUUAUCUUUUUAGAAAAGAAAUUAUUUGUUAACUGGAGCAUGAGCCCAAAAAUAUAGUACUUAAGGCCCAAAUAAGGCCCAGACCGGCCCACUACGUUGAGACGGCGGACCAUUGCCGUGAGGGAAUUGGUCUAAGCCUCGCGUUACGAACACGCGGCGUUUUCGGAUUCCAGACUCGUGGAGUGACUCGCCCGCCAACUCGUUUUCCUCAUUGAUUUUUCUUCGAUUCCCCCAAAUUUGUUAAAUCCCUGGUUCUCUUCUACUACGAAAUCCCAAUUCUAAAUCCUUCCAUUCCAAUGGAUUCCUCUCUGGUUGCCGGAACCCUUUCAAUGGUUGCCAACAAUAGCAUCGGCUUCGCAAAACUCCUCAAUCGCCUCGAUUUCGUCUCCAAUUACUGUAUCUCCGCCACCGAUUCAAUCACCGACCAGAUCCCAUCGUCUUCCACCGCCGCAAGUCUUCGAUUAUCUGCCGCACUUUUCCCCGUCGCAACCAUUGCUCCGCCCCCUGUUAAAUCGGUUUCCAACCGAUCGGCCUCUCGGACAUUUCUCCGUAGAAAGCGUCGCACGAAACGUAGAUUGUAUAGUGAUGAUUCCGAGGGACGCGAGGACGAUGGAUUCGGCGGCGGCGAUUUUGAUGGACCGUAUGGUGGAGAUGGGGGUGGCGGCGGCGGUGGUAGAGGUUGGAAUUUCGAUAGAUUUGGAGGAAAUGAUUGGGAUGAAUCGUCGUUUUCUUCUUCCUCUUCAAAUCCAGCGUAUUAUUUCGUUUACGAGGUGGUUUGUUGGAUUGCGUUAUCAAAUUGUGUUCAUUUUGCGUUCAAGAAGGUUGUUAGAUUUGCAGCAGAAGCAUUUGGGAAUUCCGAAAGGGGAAAAUUGUCCAUGAGAUUAAUCUCCGUUUGUUGAUCAGUACAAAUUCUCUUUCUCAAUGAUUAUCUUUUAGAAUGGAAAUCUGGGUAUAAAUCUCUUGUAUUCAAUUUCAAAAAAUUGGUCUGUAUAUAUUUUGUAAAUAAUUCACAUUGUUUUAUAAAUUGGUUGGGGAUUACAUAUUGAAA
Cucumis melo (muskmelon) is the source of this 1562-nucleotide messenger RNA. RefSeq lists its product as uncharacterized. The record is from RefSeq and is a predicted model, not a curated record. Lineage: Eukaryota; Viridiplantae; Streptophyta; Magnoliopsida; Cucurbitales; Cucurbitaceae. The transcript has a single exon. The coding region runs from base 811 to 1413 and encodes 200 amino acids.